Messenger RNA from Cheilinus undulatus (humphead wrasse), 4559 nucleotides. Its product is annotated as GRAM domain-containing protein 4-like. Lineage: Eukaryota; Metazoa; Chordata; Actinopteri; Labriformes; Labridae. The transcript has 19 exons. Gene Ontology annotation, biological process: apoptotic process; negative regulation of toll-like receptor 9 signaling pathway. The coding region runs from base 297 to 2060 and encodes 587 amino acids. The record is from RefSeq and is a predicted model, not a curated record.
CGCCCACAGCAGUGAUUAUUGUGUCAGGUAGCGAAACUCGGUCGGGUUUACCCCCUGUUACCCCCUUUAACCCCGAAGAUCUUUGUGAAUCGUUGGGACAGAGCGAGAAGGCGGGUCUGGAGAGGAUCUGAAAGGGGGCCUGACCCGGUUUGAGGCGGAUUUGACCCGGUUUGAAGCGGGUUUAUAACGGAGCUGUACCGCUGGGGGAACAGAAGGAGGGAAAGUUUGCUUCAGCUUAUGAUCACGUUCCGUCGUCAGCCAUGUUGAGGUAGAGAUCGACUCCACGGCGCCCAACCAUGCGGAGGCAUCUGGAAAGAAUCCGGUUCCGAGGCCAGAGACGGGACGAGUUCCUGGAUCUGGCCGAGUCGCCAAACACGUCGGACACGGAGAGCACCGAGGAUGGCGGGCUCAAGCCUCGGGUCUCUGUUAGAGAGUCAGAGGAGCUGAGGGAGGUGGAGGGCGAGCAGCAGAGUGAAGCUCAGGCUGGUCCGAGCUCAUUUUCUGCAUCUCUCCAGGAUGAGGCCAAGACGGAUCUCAAUGAGGUGAAAGGUCACCUAGAGAUCGCUUUGUUAGAGAAGCAUUUCCUACAGGAGGAGCUGAGGAAACUCAAAGAGGAGUCAAACAUAGAAGCACUGAGACAGGAGCUAGAGAAGGAGCGCAGCAGGUGUCUGGAGCUGGAGCAGAAGGUCAACGAAGUCCUGAGAUCCAGCCUUGAAGACUCCCCCUCUCUGUCACCCAGAGCCCCGCCCCCUCCUGCAUCUGCUGCCAGUGGCACAGAGAAACAGAAGGACACUCUGUUUGACAGCUUCCUGAAAUGGCUCUACGAUCGCUUUGGCGUUUAUAUCGAGGACUUUCGCUUCCAGCCGGAGGAGCAUAAGGUGGAGACGGAGGAGCCGCUGAGUGCCAAGAGGUUGACUGAAAACAUGAGACGUCUUAAACGAGGAUUCAAACCUGUGACAAACUUCAUGAGGAACCUCUCUGCCUUAUCCAGCUGGUACUCCGUCUACACGUCAGCCAUCGCCUUCAUUGUCUACAUGUACGCCGCUUAUAACGGCUGGGUCAUACCCAUGUUCCUGUUCCUCGCCAUCCUCCGCCUCUCCCUUAAUUACCUUAUUGCCAGAGGCUGGAGGAUCCAGUGGAGUAUCGUACCUGAAGUCUCCGAGCCUGUGGAGCCGCCUAAAGAGGAUCUGACUGUGUCUGAGAAGUUCCAGCUGGUUCUGGACGUUGCUCAGAAAGCUCAGAAUUUAUUUGGGAAGAUGGCAAACAUCCUGGAAAAAAUAAAGAAUCUCUUUAUGUGGGUUCGGCCUGAGUUAACUCAGAAGUUGUACGUUGGUCUGUGGGUGGCCUUCAUCUCUUCCUGUCUGCUGCCGUACCAACUGCUGGGAUUCAUCAUAGGUGUUUACGCAGGUAUAAAGUUCUUCAUCAUAGACUUCAUCUUUAAGAGCUGUCCGAAACUGAGGCAGCGCUACGACACCCCCUACAUCAUCUGGACCAACUUACCCACGGACAUGCAGCUGAAGGAGCGCAGCAGCAGCACCAUGAGCAGACGGGUGACCGCCACAGGGGGUCGGGGAAGCGUAGGCGCCGCGGCUCCUACGGGUGUCAGUCGCGACGAGGAUGGAGGGCGAAACUACAGCACCAAGAGAGGAACUUUUCACGAAGUCUUCAGCCUGCCAGAGAGUGAGCGCCCUCUGUCAGUGUGUGAGAACGGCUGGCGCUGCUGUGUCAUCAACAGGGACAGGAAAACACCGACAGACUACAUCCGCAAUGGAGUCCUCUACGUCACUGAGAACUAUUUGUGUUUUGAGAGCUCCAGCUCCAGGUCUGGGUCGUCCAAGAGGAACAAAGUCAUCAAACUCAGUGAAAUCACUGACAUCCAGAAGUAUAAAGUUUUAUCUGUGUUACCUGGAUCUGGGAUGGGGAUCUCCAUAGCAACGCCAUCGACUCAAAAGCCGAUAGUUUUUGGUGCGAUGAUCCACAGAGAUGAAGCCUUCGAAGCCAUCAACACUCAGUACAUGAAGGUCAACGCCAUCGUGACAGCCAUCAGCCCGGAGACAUAGUAACAACUCCACAGGAUGACUGUUUCCACACAAAACGCUGAAACUUCAAUCCUUUAAACUGCUGCUGAUUAAUCACAUCUUCAGUUAUCAAUGGAGGGCAUUAAACCCCUGUUUGAUAUUGCAUCAGUGAAUCCAGCAAAUCAAGGAUUUUAUGACAGAAUCAACUGAAAAACAUCCAUUCUGGGGGUAGAUUCUUUAUUAAAUUCAACCUUAAUGAACGGCAUAAUUGCCCCACAUUAUCCUGCAGAAUCAAAUAAAUCCUGGUUGAAAUUACUAACACUGGAAAAAUCCACUUUAACGUUAAUUCCUGCAGCAUUAAUUCCCCCCGGUACAAAAAUCACGACACAUUCACUUCUCUGCAGAAAUCCACUUCUACUUUCUGAUCUUUUCUCAUCGCUCCCACUCUGCCGUUUUGUCACCCUCGUCAAGCACCAAUUACUGAAACUUCCUGCACAAAUGCUUCACAAUAAAAGUCUUCCAAGGGCACAAUCCCUCCUCAACUUGGUGGACUUUUAUACUACUCUGAUGUAUUUAAAUACACCAGACAGUUUACUGCACAAUGUAUUAGCCCUCAGAUUACUAAUGAUGAGUAGAAACUUAAUCAACAACAAUUAUUAUAAUGUAUUAUUCAUUUAAGUAACAUACUAAUCAAACAUCCAAACAGUUAGGAUACUGCUUCUUUUCUCUGUUAUAUCGAUUUAAACUGAGUGUUUAUGUUUUGGAGAGCUGGUUUGACGAAAAACAAAACAUUUUCUUACCAAUAAUUUUGAUCAUUACUUAUCAUAUGAUUAUUAUUGAGAGUUUGAGAAAGACAUAUUUUUUCUAAAAUACUUCAGAGCAUAAAAACGACACUUGUAUCAAACAGUAAAAGGUGUCCAAGUUUCGUGGUGGUUUUUAAGCCUCUAUGGAAAUUUGUGACUUUAGCACCCCCUAGUGGAGGUAUUACAUUUGUCAACAUUUUCUGCCCGGCAACAAGCAGUCAGACCAAAAUUAAACCAGUGCUGGCCUGCAUCAAAUAUUUUUUUCCUUUAUUGAAUUGACCCUAGGUUUUACAAACUCUCUUUUUACCCAUUCCUUCUUAUUUUAGACAAUUUGAAAAGUCAUUUUUUUUAACCUAUUUUUGAUAAUAUUUAAUAGUUUGGAUUUUUUUGGCCUUGGGUAAAGAACAAAGAAAGACACAGUAGGGUGUAUGAGGAUAACUUGAAAUCUCUUUAAACUUAUUACAAUCAUUUAGUUCAGUAUCCAAACAGGAAGUCAAGUAUCCUGAGUUUGACAGUAUGUUUUAAGUCGCACUCUUCUUUACUUAGUACUAAACAUUUUGAGUGCACAAGUGAGCAUAGUGUAGUCGAGUAAACUCAAAUUCAGUUUACCACUGGCUCCCUCAAAUCCGUCCAAAAGUUGAGUGUGGAAUGAUGGACACUUUAUACCUUCAGUUAAAGUCACAUAUUAAACUGUUAGCAUGCUAGCACAUGAGCUAACGUUAGCAUUUGCUCUCUAGCUAACAUGCUAUUAGCCACGGCAACAGAUUUAAAUCAAGGAAAAAGGAGAUUUCAAAGCAGAAUAACUUCAUUUUCUGUAAGAGAGUAAUGUUAACGCAAAAUUAGAGUUACAUUGAUCCAACAGUGAGUGAAAAUAGCUUUCAAAGUUUGAUCUGUUUACAGCAUUAAAUAUUCUUAAUUCUUAAUCUGCAUUUGUGUCCUUAAAGUAGUGAAAUAUUUAGGCAAAAACUAAAGUCUUAAAAAAUCAUAGAGAAACAGCAGCAGGCGGGAAUUUUGGAGAAAAGCCCGAAUGAAUUAUGUUUUGUUUUUUGUUCAAAACUACAAAAAUAUGCAGUCUAGUUAAAAUAUAGCAGAGAAAAGAAACAAAACCUUGAAAUCAUAGAUUACAUUAACUUGAUUUCACAGUGUUUAAAGCAGAUCAUCAUGUUUAAACUUCAUUAGUGUCUUCAGGGAAAUGUAAAAACGUCAUCGUCUGUAUUUACUCAGCAUUUAAGCCUUACAGUCUGUUAAUAUUACGAUAUGUUGUUCUUUAUAUGGUGGAAAAAAUCUUCUAUUGAGUAUGAAUGUCCUAAAACUACUGUGCAACAUUUGAUGUAGCGUUGAACCACAAAAUUUUCCUUUCUUAUGGUAGAAAAAAGCUCAAGCUAGCAGAACGGCAUCACUUCUUUUGGUUGCACUUUAUAUUAAUGAGCCCUAAUUAGCUAGUAAUUCUAUAGUAAUAAAACGUACUUAUCUAGUAAUGAGUGGACAUUUUACCUAGUAAUAACUCAGAAAUACUUUAAUGUUAAGGAAGUUUUUACCUAGUGAUAAUGUAUUUAUUAUCAAGUAAUUCCCUGUAAUAUUGCAUCAGUUCUUUGUAAUUAUUUGGUAUUUUACCAAGUAAUUCUUAGAAAUGAGAUGCUAUAAGGUGUUGAUAAAGAUCAUUUGUUUAUUUUGGCCCUCUAAAUUAAAGUGAAUUCUUCCUAAGUGACUUUGAGGGUUGGGGUAAGGGUAAAGGGUU